Exophiala spinifera is the source of this 2103-nucleotide messenger RNA. RefSeq lists its product as uncharacterized. NCBI's taxonomy places the organism in Eukaryota, Fungi, Ascomycota, Eurotiomycetes, Chaetothyriales, Herpotrichiellaceae. The record is from RefSeq and is a predicted model, not a curated record. Bases 1 to 2103 code for a protein of 700 amino acids. The transcript has 4 exons.
AUGGACACACCUGACUCCGCCGUCAAGAACGGAGCGGCUACUCCCAACAGCCUGGGGGAUGAGAAGACCAAAGAAGGACACGAACACAGCCACCAUAAUCAUCUUCCUCAUCUCCAUAUACCCCACGGUCACGGCCACGGAAGACGUUUUCUUGAAUUCGUGCAUCCUCACACCGGCAAGACGGUUCACGUCUGCCACAGCCCCGAACAUCUCGAACGGAAGCGCAGCGAACUUCUCCGCGAGAAAAAGGUUGAAGAAUUCGAUGUCAUCCUUCAGGGGACCCCCGAGCACCUCGAGGCGGUGCGUGAUCUUCACGCUCACCACCAGUCGAGGAGGGACGAGCUUCGAGACCGCCACGGCGAAUUGUACACUGACAUCGAAACCGUCAAAGCCGACCUAGACGCACUCGCGGCCGAACUACAUCAUAUCACCGCGCACGCCGUGUCUCUGGACGCGUCCUUUGACCGGUACGGGUACUCGGCGCACCUACGCACCAAGGACGACGACUCCGAAACGAUGUCCGUGCACACCAAUGACCACCCGUCUGCCGUGGAAAGGCACAAAGACCGCUCCGCCGAACCUCUUCGAUUCCUCAAGCGGCCCGUUAUUCGCCAGUACUUCCACAAAGGUCUGCUCUGGCGGUCGGCAAAGGCGGGAGAGGUGGCAUCGUUUGAACUCUUCCUCGACCUCGUCUAUGUCGGCGUCAUCGACAUCGUGGGCGAAAAGGCAGUCGAGGGCGCCAAUGGCUUGUCCCUCUUGCACUUUGUCAUCAUCUUUUCCAUAGCAUGGAAGAUCUGGGCCGACCUAACCAUGAUCAUCAACCACUUUGAGAUCGACGACAUCUUCCAACGGAUCUAUGUGAUCUUCUACCUUGUGUGCCUAUUUGGAUUCACGACCAACAUUGCCUACGCAUUCGAAUCGACCUACACGUCCGCAAUCGCAUUUUACCUCACACAGCGCCUCUUCAAUGCGGUAUGGUUCAUCUACGUCGCCUGGAUCCUACCCACGAUCCGCGGCUCGAUGGUCCUGCUCUCUGCCCUGAUAGUUAUCUCGUCCGCCUUCUGGAUCGGGAGUAUCCAUGUCCAAUGGCCCGGCCAGUUAUCGCUAAUCUUCAUCGCCAUCUUCAUUGACAUUUUCGGCAACAUCAUAGUGAUCUGGUUCGUCAAGCAGACCCAAUCGGGAGUUCUCAGGGGUGUGAUGAAAUAUUUUGAAUUCUCGCCCGCUAUCAAUAUCGAACAUCGUGUCGAGCGGAACAAUGCUUUUGUGUCACUGGUCUUUGGCUACUCCAUUUUAACUAUCUUGUUCCAAUCGCACGCCUCUUUCGGCAUCAAUGCAUUCUUUGGUAAAGGAGUCCUUGGUCUCAUUCAAGCAUUCAUGUUUAAUUGGAUCUACUUCGAAAUAGACGCGUACCACGUCCACGUGCACGCUAUCCGUCGACACUGGGUUUCGGCGAGUCUAUGGGUAUCGGCGCACCUCCCCUUUAUAAUGGGCUACGUGCUCGCGGCGUCGACGCUCUCCCGGCUGGUGCUUGCGCACGACUCUGCCGAUGCGGACCCGGAGUGGCUGGGCGAAGGAUACGCCGAGCGGUCUGAGUCCGAGGUGCCGACAGCGUUCCGCUGGUUCUACUGCGGGGGGCUAGGCGUCGCGCUGAUCUGCAUGGCCGCCAUAUCGCUAUCUCACAUCCACAAGCGUGUCAACACCAAAGGCAAAACGCGGCUCCGCAAACGGCCGCGUCUCGUGUUCCGCGUCUGCGUCGCCGCCGUCAUCAUCUGCCUCCCACUCGCGAAAUCGCUGUCGUCUCUGUCGCUGAUCUCCAUCACGACCGCCCUGGUCUUUUCCGUGCUCGCUCUCGACCUGUUCGGCAUGAGCCGCAAGGGCGACAAGUUCUGGACAGGGGGCUUCUGUCCGCACGAGAAGAAAAACACCACCUACACGGCCCAGUGUCGGCUAGGGAAGCGGCGCAGGAGGGAGAUUGAAAAGGCGAUGCAGCGCGGCGAGAAGGUUGGUCUGGCGGACCUGCUCAAACGAAAGAAUUCGAGCAUGAGCAGUCUCGAGAGUGAGGAGACUUUGAGGGACGAGGAGUGGCAGGGCGGGCAUUUUUAG